This is a messenger RNA of Cebus imitator (Panamanian white-faced capuchin), 1154 nucleotides long. Its product is annotated as CAP-Gly domain-containing linker protein 2-like. Bases 56 to 592 code for a protein of 178 amino acids. The record is from RefSeq and is a predicted model, not a curated record. NCBI's taxonomy places the organism in Eukaryota, Metazoa, Chordata, Mammalia, Primates, Cebidae. The transcript has a single exon. Gene Ontology annotation, molecular function: microtubule plus-end binding. Gene Ontology annotation, cellular component: cytoplasm; nucleus; microtubule plus-end. Gene Ontology annotation, biological process: cytoplasmic microtubule organization.
GGCCGAGGACAGACUCCAGGCGGUAGAGGCCCUGUGCUCCUCCCAGCACACCCACAUGAUUGAGUCGAAUGACAUUUCAGAGGAGACGAUCAGGACGAAGGAAACCGUGGAGGGCCUGCAGGACAAGCUGCACAAGAGGGACAAAGAGGUGACAGCCUUGACCUCCCAGACCGAGAUGCUCAGGGCCCAAGUACGUGCACUGGAGAGCAAGUGCAAGCCCGGCGAGAAGGUGGACGCCCUCCCGAAGGAGAAGCGGCGCCUGGAGGCGGAGCUGGAGGCCAUGUCCCGGAAGACCCACGACGCCUCGGGCCAGCUGGUCCUCAUCAGCCAGGAGCUGCUGCGGAAGGAGCGGAGCCUGAACGAACUGCGGGUGCUGCUGCUGGAAGCCAGUCUCCACUCCCCGGGGCCCGAGAGGGACCUGAGCAGCGAGGUGCACAAGGCUGAAUGGCGCAUCCAGGAGCAGAAUCUCAAGGACGACAUCCAGGGCCUGCGUGAAAAGCUGAUGGGACUGGACAAGGAGAAGCCCCUGUGGGAUCAGAGGCACUACUCCCUCAUCGACCCCUCCUCCUCGGGCGUGGGCCCGAGCUCCUGAGGCUGCAGCACCAGCUGAUGAGCACGGAGGACGCCCUGCGGGACGCGCUGGACCAGGCUCAGCAGGUGGAGAAGCUGAUGGAGGCCGUGAGGAGCUGCCCCGACAAGGCCCAGACCAUCUGCAAUUCCGGUUCUGCAAACGGCAUCCACCAGCUGGACAAAGCUCAGAGGCAAGAGGACAAGCACUGACCCCAAAUGGAUUCCGUGGAGUGGCCCAGUCCACACCAUAGCCCCCUGAAGCUGCCCAGUGGCACCUCCUCCAGGCAGGAGCCGGGACUCUCACUUUUGAGACAAAACAGUGUUUGAAACAAUAACGUACUCACCGCCGUGGACAAUCCCCACCCUGAUCCCCUGCCAGACCAGGAAGCUUCCUCAAGCCCAGCCUUCCACAGAAAGUGAGAGCAGUACAGCUCUGGCCUGACCUGGGGACCUUCGGCCCGGAUGCCUGGCAGCUUCUGGAGUUUGUCGGCGAAGGCAGAGGGAUCCAGCUAGGCCCAGAAGGAGCUGCCCUGAUGACCAUCUUAGCGCCCCUGUGCUCUUUUUCUGCCUGUUCUCCCUCGGGU